AUUUUCUCUUCGAUGGCUGGCAGCUAGAUACUUCCAUUCAGCAUAAAAUUGUUAAAUUCUAGUUGUACAUAUUUGUUAAACAUGUUAAAAUUAUUUCUAGCAAACUGCCGAGGCUGCCAGACAAACUACAGUGCCCCACAGGUAAACCGAAAUCGGUUCCAGCUGCUAGGAAAAUCCCUCCAUACAUACGUCAUCCGACGUAGCGACCUAUUGGAUGUGGGAAAAAAUGUGUUCAAAGAAAGAACACGACAGCUAGGACGAAAGUUCAUCACCACAGAAUGUCAGCAACAGGUGGUCCGGACUAGACGAACUAGUUCAAAAGUAUUAAGAAUAGUUUUAGGAGGAACCGCGGUAAGCGUAACAGUAGGCUAUCAAUGCCGCCGGUGGUUUGCUCAUUGUGAGGAGACACCUGCCGUCGGGAGAUUAGCAGGUCAACAAAAAAUCGGCGGUUAUGAUGGAGUCAAAUUCGAUUGGCCAAAGUUCUGGAUCUAUUUGCGACCGCAUUUGACUAAGUUAAUUGGUGCAGUUUUUGCCGCCCUAGCAGUGGCCUAUUUUAAUAUUCAGAUUCCGAAUCUGCUGGGUGUCGUGGUCAAUACUUUGUCGAAGUAUGCUCGGAUAGGUUUGAAAGACAUAAAUUCAUCUACAUUUUUCAACGAGAUGAAGCUACCUUCCCUGCGACUUCUAGGAAUGUACAUCGCCCAAGCAGGAUUCACGUUUGUGUACAUUUUCCUGCUAAGUCAGAUAGGCGAGCAGAUGGCAGCGAAAAUUCGACAAGAUUUGUUCCGGCAAAUUAUCAUACAGGAUUUGGAAUUCUUUGACGAAAACCGAACCGGAGAACUUGUGAAUCGGUUAACCGCGGACGUGCAGGAUUUCAAAUCUAGCUUCAAACAGUGCAUCUCGCAAGGAUUGCGAUCUAUCGCUCAGCUAAUCGGUGGCGGUGUCUCUCUAUUUUUGAUCUCCCCUCAGCUGGCCAGUAUUGCCUUGGUGUCGGUUCCGGCCGCGGUUGCAAUGUUUUCCUUUCUUGGCCGGUCCCUGCGGGCACUGAGCAAGAAGAGUCAAGCACAAUCGGAGCGAGCUACCGCCGUAAGCGAGGAAGCACUUUCAAACAUCCGAACAGUUCGAGCGAGCGCGAGUGAAUAUGCCGAGGUGGACCUGUUCCGGCAGGAAACUGACAAAGCGGCUGAAUUGUCGGAAAAGUUGGGUGUGGGAAUCGCCGUGUUUCAAUCGUUAACUAAUUUAUUCCUUAAUGGUAUGGUGCUGACGACGCUGGUCCUUGGUGGACAUUUUAUGUCCACAAGUUCUAUCAACGCAGGAGAUUUGAUGGCGUUUCUGGUAGCUUCGCAAGGCGUCCAAAGAUCAUUAGCUCAAGGUUCAAUUCUGCUAGGUUCUAUGAUCCGUGGAAUGACCGCUGGGGCUCGCGUAUUUGAGUACCUUUCAGUUCAACCAAAGGUAGAUCUUAAACUAGGUCAAAUCAUUCCAGAAUCGCAGGUUCGAGGAGAAAUCUGCUUUGAUAGCGUAUCCUUUACGUAUCCCACGCGUCCGAACCAGCGAGUGCUACAAGACUUCUCUCUGAUUCUUAAACCAGGACAGACAGUGGCACUGGUGGGAGCGAGUGGUUCGGGAAAAUCGACAAUAGCUUCUCUGUUGGAAAGGUUCUACGAACCUACCGCCGGUCGGAUUACCAUCGAUGGACACAACCUUUCGGAUCUGUCGCCUAAUUGGCUUCGUGGUGAACUGAUAGGAUUUAUCGAACAACAACCGGUCCUCUUCGGGACGACCAUCUACGAAAACAUUCGCUACGGACGACCGAAUGCAACCGAGGCCGAAGUGCUCGAAGCCGCAAAAUUAUCACAAUCCCAUCAGUUUGUUAGUCAACUUCCAGAUGGCUAUCAGACACCUGUUGGCGAGCGUGGAAUUCAGCUGAGCGGCGGCCAGCGACAGCGGAUAGCAAUAGCUCGAGCUUUGCUCAAACAGCCUACGAUUCUGAUUCUGGAUGAAGCUACCAGUGCGCUUGAUGCAUCCAGCGAAGCGAUUGUUCAGAAAGCACUGGACGCUGCCGUCGUCGACAGGACGACACUAGUGAUUGCGCAUCGGUUGUCAACCAUUCGGAAUGCGGAUGUCAUUGUGGUGCUAAAUAAGGGACGAAUCGUUGAAAUGGGCAAUCAUGACACGUUGCUAAAGAAAAAAGGACAUUAUUUCGAGCUAGUGAGACAACAGGAACGACAGCAACAGGAAGAUCAACAGCAACAGCGGGCUUUUGGCUGAAUUGUACCUGCCAGUUUAUUCAUUUGACACUAGUUUUAUUUAUGGAAUGUUAGGAAUAAAGUUUAUGGUAACA
Molecule: messenger RNA, 2338 nt
Organism: Topomyia yanbarensis
Lineage: Eukaryota; Metazoa; Arthropoda; Insecta; Diptera; Culicidae
Product: mitochondrial potassium channel ATP-binding subunit
Exons: 4
Coding region: 82-2265 (727 amino acids)
Biological process (GO): transmembrane transport
Cellular component (GO): membrane
Molecular function (GO): ATP hydrolysis activity; ATP binding; ABC-type oligopeptide transporter activity
Source: RefSeq, a predicted model, not a curated record